Messenger RNA from Daphnia pulicaria, 3384 nucleotides. RefSeq names its product protein bicaudal D-like. NCBI's taxonomy places the organism in Eukaryota, Metazoa, Arthropoda, Branchiopoda, Diplostraca, Daphniidae. Gene Ontology annotation, molecular function: dynein complex binding; cytoskeletal adaptor activity; dynactin binding. Gene Ontology annotation, cellular component: Golgi apparatus; cytosol. The coding region runs from base 177 to 2612 and encodes 811 amino acids. Gene Ontology annotation, biological process: microtubule anchoring at microtubule organizing center; regulation of microtubule cytoskeleton organization; protein localization to organelle. The transcript has 10 exons. The record is from RefSeq and is a predicted model, not a curated record.
CUCUUCAGUUCAUUUUUUGCAGGGUCUGGUCUUGACAGUUUCACUCAUGGCUACCGUCCUUCACCAAUCCUCGUGAAACCUCUCGUUUAUUUUCGCUGCACCCAUCGUUUUUAACUGUUACAAUUUUCCUCCUUAUUAAGCACUGGUUAAGCACUCGUUUUAAUUGAUACCAUAAAAUGGAAGUGGGUAACGUAGAAAUUUUAAACUUGGAAAUCGAACGGUUGACGAGAGAGCUGGACCAGACGAACAGUGAAAAAAUCCAGUCCGCUCAAUAUGGGAUUGUUUUACUGGAAGAGAAAGAAAAUCUUCAACACAGAUGUGAAGAACUUGAAAGUCUCUUUGAGAACGCUCGACAUGAGUUGGCAUUAACCCGUGAGGCACUUGCUCGCUUCCAGAAUAGUCACAAGGUUACAACCAAGAGUGGCAUAGAAACCGAAGAAUCUCUUUUAUAUGAAUCAGCUGCAAGAGAAACAUCUCUCAACUCUCAAAUCCUUGAUCUUGAAGCUGACACAAAGCAUUUGCGCCUUGAAUUGGAAAGGGUGACAGCUGAACGAGACCAACUCACUCAACAAUUAAAUGAUACUGGGAAAGAGAGGGAAGUCUACAUUUUUGAAAGGAAAACUUUAAAAGCUGAAUUGAAAGAACUCAAAUACAGAGAGACCCGCCUUCUUAGUGAUUACUCAGAGUUGGAGGAAGAAAACAUCAGUCUUCAAAAGCAAGUGUCUGUGUUGAGGUCUUCUCAGGUUGAACUAGAGGGAGACAAACAUGAACUACGUCGAUUGCAAGAAGAACUCGAGCUGCUCAAUCAACAAAAUGCAGAGUUGGCGCAUUUGCGAAAAUUAGCUGAAAAACAGAUGGAAGAAGCAUUAGAUGCCCUACAAGCUGAAAGAGAAGCCAAAUAUGCUAUCAAGAAAGAUCUUGAUGCAAGAAUGACUAGUGAAUCCAUGUUCAAUUUGAGCAAUUUAGCAUUCAGCAUUAAAGGACUAUCUGAAGAACAUGGGGCAAGUGAAGGUGAAGAUGAUGGUCCACUGUUGCAAAAACUUGAAGCCUCAUUCCUGAAAACUGGUGGUGUAACCAAUGACGGGACAGAAGGGGGCGAUGGGAAUAACAAGGGUGGUGGAGAUUUGUUUAGUGAAAUUCACUUGAACGAAGUCAAGAAACUAGAAAGACAGCUAGAACAAGUCGAAGCGGAAAAAGGGAUGUUGUUUCAACGUCUACGAGAUGCCCAAGAUUCGUCCGAUGUUGCCCGACACGAAGCAGCAUCCAGACAUGUUCAACUGGCCAAACUGGAUGCGUAUUUGGCUAGCCUACUUCACCUUCACGAAACUGUGGAAACUCCUACUAAUGCUUCGGAAAUUGAUCGGACACCAUCAGAGCCGUCUUCUGCUCCUGGCAAGUCUACGUAUCUUCAGCAAUUGGUUGAUAAAUUCAAGCAUCGUACCGCGUUGGCUGUUAGGGAACUUCAGCAAGCUCAACAAGAAUUAUGGGCUCUCCGAGGAGCAUCUACCGGUCAACUACCAACUGAUAUGGAACAAGAUUUCAUCGCGUUGAAGAAGAGGUUGUUAGAUACAGAGCAAAAAGUGUCAGUUCUUCACUCUGAAAUUGCGGCCUCCUCCGAGUCGGCUGGUGAUAGUCGAGCUACAUUGGUAGCACUUCAGUCUGAACUAUCUCCUCUUGUAGAUGACAUCACUGCCCUUACGCUACAUCUGUGUGCUGCCGUAGGCAUUCAGACAGGAUCAGGGUCCCAUGCAGGAAUUAUCCGGAGCUCAACUGAUGCUGGCAGUGGACCUAGUAGCUUAGCUUCGGAUGUCGCUGGACCAACCUCUAUCGGUUCCGAAUACAAUAAGGAGAACAUCUCACCAGAAUCCAGUGUUACAGUCACUUCUCUUCAAAAUCCUACUCGACUCUUGCACAUGCUUCAAGAGCAAGUUCGUCUGUUGCGCCGAGCUGCUGAAAUGCUGGUCAAACAAAGCCACACCAAAGACACACCCAACGACUUGGUAUCAGACAAGGAUCGAGACAACUUCGAGUCAGAUGUCGCUGAACUCCAAGAACAAAUUGUUAAGCUCAAAGCUUUGCUCUCAACCAAGAGAGAGCAAAUUGCCACUCUACGCACUGUCGUCAAGGCUAACAAACAAACAGCCGAAGUUGCACUGGCAAAUCUUAAGUCAAAAUACGAGACAGAAAAGUCGAUAGUCUCUGAAACGAUGAACAAACUUCGUCUUGAACUAAGAACUCUGAAGGAAGAGGCAGCUACAUUUUCUAGUCAGCGAGCUUUGUUUGCUGCCCGCUGCGAAGAAUACGUCUCUGAGAAUGACGAGCUUGGUCGGCAGUUGAGUGCUGCUGAAGACGAGAAGCGGACGUUGAAUUCGUUGCUACGAAUGGCUAUCCAGCAGAAACUUUCGCUGACAGAGCGCCUGGAAGAUCUUGAAAUGGAUCGUGAGCGUUCAAAUUUACGAAGACAGCCACAAAGCACACGUUCCACUAUUCCAGCUGGCGGAGCACGAAAUCCUGCACAAAGCCAGGGACAGGGAGCUGGAUCUGGUCAUCGAUACCCUCCUAAUCGUGUCCCCUCGGCAUUCCGGGACUCCAAUAGCAACCGCGAUUAUUAGAACCGAAUUUUUAUUAUUGUUUAAUCGAUUCAGUAACCUAAACCGAGGUUAUGAAGUAUUUUUUGGUAAGUGAAUCUAAUGUCUUAACGACAGCUGAUUAAUGGAGGACGGGUUUCCAACAUGUCAGCUCUUGGAUCUGAUCAUAAGCAAUAUCGGUGCAGUUUUUUGUAUUAUCACAAUUUUUUUUGUCAUGCGAAACAUUCGUUUACGAGAAGAGCAGAAAGGGCUGAACGUAAACGGAAGAUUGCUCAGUGCAUGUUAUAAUUUUGUUGAUCAAACGUCCGUUUUACAGCUCGGCAGGUUACAAUCACAUGCUUGACUGGUACGAUCAGAUGUUUUUGUUGGGUAAUUACGUUCUCGAGUUUUUGGAUGAAACCGGUAGCUGCGCUAAUUUCUGAAACCCUAUCUUAAUGAAUUUGGGAAAACGUCCUAUUACUGCCGUUCUUAAAUGAAUCCAUUGUGUAAUUGUGGUUUUUUCUUAGUUUUAACUACCCUUUAUUUUGAAACAAAUUAUUAGUUGCGUUUCAAGGUCUUCGCGUGCCCCGUGUAUGACCAUGGUAAACGUACUUGUCCUUCACAGAAACGUUUUGCUGCUGACAACUAAAUAUCUAACAUUUGAUCCAUUAAAAAUAAUGGGAGGAUCCUUUGUCCUUGGUAACAUUUUAAAAAUAUAAAUUAUUUACAAGUUUUUACAUGGGGUUCAUUGAGGAUUUUUGCAUGUGCCGCCAUGUGCAAAAUUGUGAAAUGAUUCAAUAAAAUCGUUCCAAACUGA